Messenger RNA from Austrofundulus limnaeus, 1922 nucleotides. It is a transcript of the gene hoxa5a, whose product is annotated as homeobox A5a. The transcript is spliced from 2 exons. The coding region runs from base 306 to 1181 and encodes 291 amino acids. Gene Ontology annotation, biological process: anterior/posterior pattern specification; regulation of transcription by RNA polymerase II. The record is from RefSeq and is a predicted model, not a curated record. NCBI's taxonomy places the organism in Eukaryota, Metazoa, Chordata, Actinopteri, Cyprinodontiformes, Rivulidae. Gene Ontology annotation, molecular function: RNA polymerase II cis-regulatory region sequence-specific DNA binding; DNA-binding transcription factor activity, RNA polymerase II-specific. Gene Ontology annotation, cellular component: nucleus.
AUCCAGCAUUUCCUGCGCGCACGAGUUUACCUCUGGAGGUCACCAGGCAGGAUUUACGACUGGUCAACAAAAGCACGUGAUUCCGCCUCGUACCCCAUAUUUGGGUGCCUACGUAAGAGAGAAUCAAGUCCAUGUCCCACUCAUUUCCAUAAUUCAUCAUAAAUUGUGCACAGGGCGCUAUAGGACGCGCUAAACCAUAAGAGCCACAAAUCAAGCGCGCGGGUUUUUAUGCUGUUUACGUCCUAAAGCAACAAAAAACAACAACAACAACCUGCAACCAGCAAAAGCGGCGGAAGUGUCAACAAAUGAGCUCCUAUUUUGUGAACUCAUUCUGCGGUCGCUAUCCCAACGGCGCGGACUUUCAGUUACAUAAUUAUGGAGACCAUAGUUCGGGAAACGAGCAAUACAGGGACUCGACCGCCAUGCACUCCGGCAGGUACGGCUAUGGCUACAACGGCAUGGACCUGACAGUCGGUCGGACCGGCAGCGGACACUUUGAGCGGACGCCGGGCUACUCCCCGAGCCACUCAGCGGCGGCCACCCCCGCCUCCGUGGACCCGGUCAGCUACAACCAGCCCGCCGGCGGCAGCGGCGGCGGCAUCAACUCGUCCCUGUCGCCCCCUCCCGAGCCUCCGCUCCCCUGCGCCUCGGUGGCCAGCAGCUCGUCGCCGGUCGCCGAGACGCAGCCUCAACACAGAGCCGUGAAGAACUCCGUCCCGGCGCCGUGCUCCGGCUCAAACGGAGGAGGAGGAGGUGGAGGAGGAGGAGGAGGCACGCUGCUGCUCAGCCGGGACUGUGUGUCCAGCAAAGCCUCCCCCCUGGAGGAGGAAAAACCUGCGGGAAGCGCAUCGACAGCCACCCCUCAGAGCGCSAACGACUCCACGCAACCUCAGAUCUACCCGUGGAUGAGAAAACUCCACAUAAGUCACGAUCUGUCUGGACCUGAGGGGAAGCGAGCCAGAACCGCGUACACCCGGUACCAGACCCUAGAGCUGGAGAAGGAGUUCCACUUCAACCGGUACCUGACCCGCAGGCGGAGGAUCGAGAUCGCCCACGCCCUCUGCCUCUCAGAGAGACAGAUCAAGAUCUGGUUCCAGAACCGGCGGAUGAAGUGGAAGAAGGACAACAAGCUGAAAAGCAUGAGCAUGGCAGCCGCAGGAGGGGGACUUUACAGGCCUUGAUGCUCACACCUCUCCUGACAAGCACGAAAAAAUAAUAAAAAAAGAAACAAAAAAGAAAAAAAAUCUAAUAAUUAAAAGAAGAGAUGAAAUAUUUCUCUUAUUCCAAGUGAAAAAAGCGCAGAGACUGUUGACGCAGGGUUCUGCAGCAGGAUUAUGUAUAAUUUCCUUUAUAUUCUCACCGUGUUAAUGCUUAUGUGAGUUUAAAAAAAUGAUCAUGUACAGUUCUGUUUAGAAUUUAGGGGGAAAGGAGAGGAAAAUAUGAAAAAAAAGGUGUUUAAAUUAUUUCUUGCUUAAACGAGAAAGAAGAAGAAGAAAAAAAAAAACUCUUGAAAACAUCUCCCGCAAACAAAUUCAGUAAUUUCUGUGAUGCACUCAGCAGUUCAAUAAUAAAUAGAAGGUUUGUGUUGGUUAUUUUUUUUCUUGUAUGUAAUGUAUAUUAAAUGUAUGUAUUUAUUUGUUUGAUGUAUUGUGCCAACUUGUCAGAAAACUUGCUUCCAGAAGUAGAACCAGCCAGAUAAGCAUCGUGUGUUUGCUUUUUAAAUGUGUGUGUGUGUGUGUGAGAGAGAAUACAUGUGUGAACAGAGCUUCACCCUUGUGUGUGUACAGUAGCUGUUUUCUUUGUUUAUCCGCAGGAUUUGACUUGCUCACCUGGGCGCAGCAUCUUCUAAAAAAGGCAUUUUUUUUCUCGCUGUUUCUCACGUGAAAAGGUCCCACAGUAAAAAAUAAAUAAAAAGGAAAAAA